AUGCUUCUAUAUCCCCAAGUGCAAAAGAAAGGCCAAGAAGAGCUCGAUACGUACCUAGGAACACGACUUCCUAUCUUUGAGGAUCAACACUUACCAUAUGUUCGAGCAAUCAUGCUGGAAGCUAUAAGGCAGGUUAACUCGUUCCUUUCGCCCUCGUUUACCCCUUAUGAUCGCCCAACAGGAGUGGCACAUCGCCUCACAAUGGACGACGAAUACAAGGGAUAUCUUAUACCGAAAGGAUCCACUGUCUCCGAUUUUACUUGGGCACUCUUGAGAGACGAGGAGCACUACCCCGAUCUGGACACAUUCAAUCCAGAACGAUUUCUGAAAGACGGUGAAAUCAACCCCAAGACUCUCGACCCAAUCCCGAACUUCUGA
Messenger RNA from Pleurotus ostreatus (oyster mushroom), 378 nucleotides. RefSeq lists its product as uncharacterized. Lineage: Eukaryota; Fungi; Basidiomycota; Agaricomycetes; Agaricales; Pleurotaceae. The record is from RefSeq and is a predicted model, not a curated record. Bases 1 to 378 code for a protein of 125 amino acids. Gene Ontology annotation, molecular function: iron ion binding; monooxygenase activity; oxidoreductase activity, acting on paired donors, with incorporation or reduction of molecular oxygen. The transcript has 3 exons.